GGCAGCAAUGUCUCCCACCUGCACAGGUGUCAGAUGGUGCAAUCCAUGCUUCCAAAGUCACUGAAAGCCAUGAAAUUCUACUUCACUACUGUGUAUCAAGAAAUAUGGGUUGGCGUGGCAUUAACAGCUUAUGUCUAUUACAAAAUUUCAUAUGGUGGCAAAAAAGCAGUGGCAGAUAAGUCCUCUGGUGCUGGCCAUCAUUAA
This is a messenger RNA of Charadrius vociferus (killdeer), 204 nucleotides long. It is a transcript of the gene ATP5MJ, whose product is annotated as chromosome unknown open reading frame, human C14orf2. Gene Ontology annotation, cellular component: mitochondrion. The transcript is spliced from 4 exons. The record is from RefSeq and is a predicted model, not a curated record. The coding region runs from base 34 to 204 and encodes 56 amino acids. Lineage: Eukaryota; Metazoa; Chordata; Aves; Charadriiformes; Charadriidae.